Molecule: messenger RNA, 1083 nt
Organism: Sphenostylis stenocarpa
Lineage: Eukaryota; Viridiplantae; Streptophyta; Magnoliopsida; Fabales; Fabaceae
Source: the annotation of a GenBank genome assembly
AUGGGCCGUCACUCUUCCGGCACCCACUCUCCCUCCUCCCGCCGUCAACGGACCCACAGUAGCGUCUCUCCGCCGUCGCGAGACAAGCACGAGCGUUCUGGCCGCAGCGUAGCCAAGCCUGUUCGGACCGGUUCCGGUUCACCGGAUUCCCCUGCUCGCUCGCGCUCUCUGUCUCCGCGAACGAAGCGGUUGAAGAGAACUCAGACGGAGCGCGAGCAUCGUGAGAGUGAGAGGAGCCGUGGGAGUAGCAGAGGGAGAGGUUCGGAGAGGGACGCGGUUGAGCGGAGGGAGAAGAGGAGAACGGAGAACGACGGCGGUGGCGGUAGUGGUGGAAGGAGUAGCAAAUCGGAAAAGAGGACGGAGAACGAAGAUGGUGGUGGAAGGAGUAAUAAAUCUUCGCGGUCGAGGCACGAGAGGUCACCGGAGCUCGAGCGCAAUGGGAGGAGUCGGCAUAGGUCUCAAUCUCCACCACGUCAUCACGCCUCCUCUGGGAAUGCAAAGCCUCGUGAUGAGAUGAUAAACUCAAGAGGAGCUGAAGAAGAAAUGGAUGAGGAGAAUGAUUCUAUGAGCAAAAUGAAGGCUGCUGAGGAGGCUUUGGAAGAAAAACAGAAGCAAAAACCUUCAUUUGAGCUAUCUGGAAAUCUUGCAGCUGAAACAAAUCGAGUCAGAGGCAUUACAUUGUUAUUCAAUGAACCACCAGAGGCUCGAAAACCAGAUAUUAAAUGGAGGCUUUAUGUUUUCAAGGGUGGUGAAGUGCUAAAUGAGCCCCUUUACAUACAUCGCCAAAGUUGUUAUCUUUUUGGAAGGGAAAGAAGGGUUGCUGAUAUCCCUACAGAUCAUCCAUCUUGCAGCAAACAACAUGCUGUUAUUCAAUUCCGGCAAGUUGAAAAGGAGCAACCUGAUGGUACAUUAUUAAAACAAAUAAGGCCUUACAUUAUGGACCUUGGAAGCACAAACAAAACUUUAAUAAAUGAUACUCCCAUUGAACCUCAACGAUAUUACGAACUUAGGGAAAAGGACACCAUUAAGUUUGGUAAUAGUAGUCGAGAAUAUGUAUUAUUACAUGAGAAUUCUAUUGGGUAA